UGGCGCUGCUGAGAUGGUGCUCCAAACCAUCAGUGCUAGUAAAGGGUGUCAGGUCUCUGGCCCCUGGGAGAGUGAAGACCUGGACAGUUUGUCAGAGCUGGUCCAGGAUAUCCGUCUUUGCUCUCAGGCCCUCAACAAGCUGGACCGACAGACCUUGAAGCAGAGCUGGGACAGGACUCAGUCACACGGACACUUUCUCGACCGAAACUCCAAGUGCCUCCUCUCCGCCACCUCCACUUGAGGGUGGGAGGUGUGAUGAUGUCGGC
Messenger RNA from Oreochromis niloticus (Nile tilapia), 266 nucleotides. RefSeq names its product tonsoku-like protein. The record is from RefSeq and is a predicted model, not a curated record. The coding region runs from base 14 to 241 and encodes 75 amino acids. Lineage: Eukaryota; Metazoa; Chordata; Actinopteri; Cichliformes; Cichlidae. The transcript has 2 exons.